AUGGCAGAAGUGAGAUAUAAAGACUAUUCAGUCUUGAACUACUUUGCUUUUAAUUUUGCGGGAUUUGCAUGUAUUGCAAUCGUUGUCUUUUUAACGGCAACUCAACCAUUUUACAUUAAAGAAGUGAUUGGAAUUGAGCCAAAGCCUGGCUCUUCUAAGGAUUCAAAGAUAGGCCAUAUUAUUGGAGCAUUGGGGUUUUUUGAUGAGUUGACUUCAAUGAUCUCUGCUCCAUUCUUGGGUGGCUUAAUCGACAAACUUAACGCAUUGGGGUUUGGUGGAUCUAGAAUAGUUCAAAGUUCAAGUUUCUUGAUAAUUGUUAUUUCUCUAUUUGGCUACGCCGUGAUUAAUAGAUCGUUGAUUCCCGAUAUGUUUAUCUUUAGAUGUUUGUUUGCUUUUGGCGUCACUGCUUGUAUGAGCACAGUAACAGUGACGUUAAACGAAGUAACAUCCUCGGAUUUCUCACUCAAGAUGCUUUCCUUUUGGACCAAGAACCUGAGAGGAGAGCAUCCGCAGGAAACAGCAGAUCUACCACAUGAUAGUGCAGUAGUGAGAAGUAAGAAAAAUGGAGGAUUUGCAGGUAUUUUGGGAAUGUGUACAGGUAUUGGAGCAAUAGCAUCGGUGUGUAUUCUCAUUCCAUUACCGGUUGAAAUUGUCGAUUGGACUGGCACUUCUGCAAAGCAGGGUCUCAAAUAUUCAUAUUUGGUAGUAGCAUUAUUUGCACUAGUUUCAAUGCUUAUAUUGUAUCGUUUCCUCUACAGUACAGGGUCCAGUGUUAUCCAAGAUGCAGCAAGAGGGCACACGCAAACAUAUUGGAAAAUGAUUAGGGAAGGUUUCGAAUUUUCAAAAAAUAGCAGAGAUGCACGUUUGGCCUUUGCUGGAGCAUUUGUUGCUCGUGCAACAACUGUUGCUACCACGGCGUUUAUUCCCUUAGUUGUCUACAACUUCUAUUACUCCAAAGGGGAGUGUAAAAACAGUAGCUGGUCAGAAAAGGAUAGUUGUUAUGAAGGCUACAAAUUUGCCGCUAUCUUGAAUGGUGUUGCACAAACAGUUGCAUUAGUCUCUGCUCCAUUGUGGGCUUAUUUGGUUGAUAGGUUUGGUAAAAACACCAUUGCAAUAGCAUCAGGACUCGGUGCUUUUGGUAGUCUUGGGUUAUCGUGCAACACGAAUUUUGAAAAAUACAAUCCUAAAACAGUUUCUUGUUUCUUUUUUGUUAGUGUUAUCGGUUUAUCUCAAAUUGGGCUAGUCAUAUGUAGCAUGAGUACUUUGAGUGGAAUCUCCAAUGCACAUCUGAUCAUAGGAUCUUUGAGUGGGCUCUACAGUUUCUGUGGAGGUAUUGGUAUUAUGGUCAUCAUACUAUUUGGUGGGAUAAUAGCAGACUCGUGGAUUUUGGGUCCAUUCUUUGUGUUGGGUCUUUUCAACUUGACACUUUUAGGAAUCUGUUUCUUUUACAAGAAGGAGAGACAACAGAGGAUCGCAGAUGACGAAUCAAAUGGACCGAUAGCAAUCUAG
Messenger RNA from Lodderomyces oxycetoniae, 1509 nucleotides. RefSeq lists its product as uncharacterized. The transcript has a single exon. NCBI's taxonomy places the organism in Eukaryota, Fungi, Ascomycota, Pichiomycetes, Serinales, Debaryomycetaceae. Gene Ontology annotation, molecular function: transmembrane transporter activity. The record is from RefSeq and is a predicted model, not a curated record. Gene Ontology annotation, biological process: transmembrane transport. Bases 1 to 1509 code for a protein of 502 amino acids.